Molecule: messenger RNA, 11943 nt
Organism: Vitrella brassicaformis
Lineage: Eukaryota; Vitrellaceae
Source: the annotation of a GenBank genome assembly
CGGAGAAACCAGAGAGCGGAGGAAAGGCCGCUGGGGCAAGAUGCUGAUGUGACAUCAACUGGAUUCGGUCAAGUGGCAGAGCCGUCUUUCUGCAAGGUGGGCGAGUGAGGCAAGGAGAUGUUUUGCCGAAUGAUUGCUGCUCCCCCCCUCUCUGUCUGUCCAUGUGCCGACUGUCUGUCUGUCUGUCUGUCUGUCUCUGUGCGUGUCCACCAGUCGCCAACACUGACAGAGACCCCUGCUUGUCGGCAUCCGCAUCUCUUGUGUGCACAGGUACGGAGAGCAAACACCACUCAGCCAGGGUGAGGCGACCCGCACGACUCUGUCUGACUGUCUGUCUGUCUGUGAUGUGACUGUGAUGUGCUUGUGCAGACUGAUUAUCUAUCGCAGCUGGCUGCAGUCCAUCGGUUGAUUUGAUUUGAUUUGAUUGAUGUUGCCGCCAUUGGGACAUUGGCAAGGGGAAGCCAACGAGUCGUUUUGUCCCGCCGGUUGAGCGCUCGAGGCCUGCAGGGAGGGAGGCACCAUGAACGUGGCUCUGAGCUGCCUGCCCAUCAAGCGCUUCUACAAGUACCUGCUGAAGCGCGUGUUGGGGACCUUUCUGCGUCACGACCUGGAGCUGGACCAACUGGAUGUGCACCUCUACGACGGGCGCAUCGAGCUCCGGGCGCUCGAACUGGAUGUGUUUUCCUUCAACGAGUCGCUGAGCGACGGCAACGCCCCCGUGCGGCUGAUCGCUGCCAGGGUGGGCAAGCUGCACAUGGAGAUUCCGUGGGCCAACAUCCUCCAGGACCCCUGCAAGAUUUAUCUAGAGGACGUCUAUGUGGUGCUCGUGCCCUGCCACACCAACUCAGACGCAGCUGAUGCGCACGGCAAGAGGGACCCGCUGAAGCCUCGUUCCGCUGCUCGGUCUCCCACGUGCCAUCCCCCGCUGCUCGUCCCACAAGCGGCGGCGAAUGGCGGUGCGGGGAAUAAUUUGGCCGCCAACACCAACACGAGCCCCCCCUCUUCGCGGCGUUAUGUGUAUGAGGGCAUGGAGGCUCUGUCGCGUCUGAUCCAGCAGAUCAUCGCCAACACUGAGGUCUGUUUCAAGAACGUCGAUGUGGUCGUCCAGAUGCCAUCCCACACCACCCAGACCCACCACCACCAGCACCACCAGGUGCCCUCAUCGGCCCCCGCCAGCCACCAGGCGUCAUCGAGCGAGGGCGUGGAGACCCCCACCCCUCCCUCUCUGCCCACGGCCACCACCAACACGCCGGCGGCGUCGCCCCGGGACAGCAGGGACGACCGAGGGUGUCUGGUGCUGCAUGUGGCCACCAUGUUUGCCUAUUCGGAGGCGCAGCAAUCCCGGUGCCUUCGCAUAUGGGGUGUGACGGUGGGCAUGGUCCCGGCAGCCUCAGGCUGCUCCCUCUCCCCGUCUACCAUCAAGAACCGCCAGGGCGUCACCACGCUCCUCUCGGCUUGCGACGGGGACGCGCCAUCGGGCAUGCUCAAAGUCAAGACCUGCCAGCGCGACGCCAGUGGUGGUGCUGAGGAGGGCGAGAGCAAAGCGGGCGGGUCAACAACUGUCGAUAUGGACGUGUAUGUCCCCGUUGUCAAGGCGAUCGUGAGCUACGGCUCGCUGGGGCACCUUGUGCGCAUUAUCGACGCCCUCACCAGUGGAGAGCCACGGCCGUAUGGGGGCGGAGAGCGGCAUCCCCAGCGGCAGCACCAGCAUGAGGGCGCGGUUGGUAUGAGCAGGCCCGGUGUGGGUGUGGGUGUGGGUGUGGGGGAGGAGGACGUGUCGGCCAGCCAGGUGACCUCCUGCAUUUUUCACUCCCUGCUCGAGCCUGCAGAAGGUGCGCAGAGCCAUGGAACAACAGACAGACAGACAGACAGAUCGACUGACGGGUGGAUGGACGUAUUGCAUUUUCCUGUCUCUUGUCCUGUCUUGUGUUGUCUCUCUUGUCGUGGGUUCUGUGUGGCAGUGCUGGGUGGUCCCUCCUCCCGUCCGCCCCCCACGCAUCAGACCCGCGUGUGGAGCCAGCUCUACAGGUACUUCGAGGUCGACGCCACUCUCGAGGACCAAGCCGCAUCCACCAACUACCAACACCAUCACCAACACCAACACCCGGCCCCGCACGAGUUCCCCGACGAGCAGCCACUUCACCGCGCAGACGCGUCAGAGGCCUCUCCUGGCCAUGGGGAGAGGGAUGAGACUGCGUCGUCGCUUCUGUCUCCGCCGAUCGAGUGGCGCGUGACUCUCGAGGUGCCCGGCGUGAUGCUGGUGCUGGCUCUUCAGGACCAGGCGGACAUCCACCCCACGCCCAUGGCGCUUUCCCCUUUGCCACCUGACAAACUUACCGCCAGCUGUCUGCAGGCCUGUGUCGACCGCGUCCAUGUCGCCGUCGCGCACCAGCACCACCAGCCCGGGACGGAUGUCGAUGCUCAUGCCGUUGAUGCCGGUGAUGCUCAUGCCGGUGAGCAGCUGGAGGUCUCGGUGACGUGCUCGCUCAAGGGCUGUGAGGUGCACGCCCACAUGCUGCAGCAGCUGCCCUUGCCGUUGCCUCUCCCUGGUGGUCUUGCCACUGGACAACCCCAGCAGCAGGAGGCGGUACCUGAGCUGGAGGAGGAGCCUCGCAGGCCCGGCGAGAGGCCCUCGGAUGCUUGCGUGACGGCUUUCUCAGGCUCUGACAGCGUCGUCACGGUCACCACGCCGGCCAACAUGGAGCAGAACGACCUCAACUCGAUGAUGAUGCAAUCGGCCCAGUCCAUCACCGCAUCGGACACCCAGCCCCCCCUCCACCCCUCAUUGGCCACUGACGCCGCUGUGGCUGUUGCGGCUCCGCGGGAGGCGGCGUUUGAGGACACGCCCUUGUCGGUGGAGUCGUGUUCGCUGCACACGCCUUUGACGCCCGUGACGCCCUUCACGUCCCUUACGCCCACCCCGACGCGCAGCGACGAGGGCCUCGGGCUCUUCCGCUCCAUCCCACCCCCACUGCACCCUCACCCUCACCCGCCAGGCGUCAUGGGCCGUGACCAUGCCCGGUCCCUCUCGGCCUCGGUGCACCCCCUGCGAGUGGACGUCGACGGCCGUCUGACGGGCAGCGACGACGACUUCCACGACGCUGUGUGCGCGCCAAUGCUCUUGGGCAGCCACCUCCCCCCUGGGCCGAGCCGCGACGACCACCACGACCACCUUGCUAACAGUGGCGGGGACGACUACCAGACCGAGGAGCUGGACAAGAUCGAGUCCACGGACUCGAGCUGGACGGCUGAAGACGCCGAGGGCCAGGAGGGGGCGCAGGAAGAUCACAGGGGCAAGGAGGAACUGGACGACCUGCGAGGGGGUGACGGUCGCGGCCUGACGGGUGUGCUGCACGGGCUCGAGGGGCGGGAGGGCGGUGCAGACGACAUUGGCGAUGAGGUGGAGAGCGUGUCUGGGAGCGAGGAGGGUGAGGGUGAGAGUGUCCUCCACAGCCUGGAGCACCAGUUCUUCAUGGCAGCCUCCUUCCUCGAGGUGGGCCGCAUCACACAAAGCCUAAACCCUACACCCACACAACACAGAGAGAGAUGCGUCGCGGCCCUUACCUUCUGUUUCUCUGUUACUGUAACCGGACGCGGUGCAGGCGUCAGUGUUCGGUCGUCUACACACGCCAAGGGUGAUGCAUCAGCCCCCCGCCCCCGACGCAGACAACGCCAUGAUGCAGUCGCUCAUACAGACAGUGCGGCCGCUCACGGCCUCCGUCAUGGGGCGACACAAGACGCCCGCGCACCCUUGCCGACGGAAAAGGCAAGAUGAAGAUCAGCCACAGCCACAGCCAGAUGCCCAGCCCCAGGCAGCCCCUGCUGCCCCCGUCCCUCCCCCGCUCACGCACUUCGUCAGCGAAAAGCUGGUCGUCUUUGCGGCCGUGCAGUGGAGGCCAGGUGACGGCGAAGGAGAGGGCCAUGGACCGGAGGUGGCCACUGUCGGUCCGGCAGACGCCCACGUGCCCCCUUUGCUCUUGCCUGACGCCUCCCACCACACCUGGCGGUCACGUAUCCACCAAGGCAAAGACCAAGACCGAGAUCAAGACGGCCAGUCGUCGCUGUGCGAUCUCAAAGUCUCCUCGCGCGUCAUCUUGUCGUCGGCCCUCGAUUCGGCCGGUGCUGGUGAGAGGCGCGAGGUGUCUCGGUGUCCUUCCGUGUCUGGCAAGUCCCUCUCGUCGGCUUCGGCGACGCCGCGUCAGCCCCGGCGUGCGAUGGCUGUGGUGGACGGGCGGGUCGAUGUGGACAUGCAACCGACGGUGCUGACUGUGUCACGAUCGAGCAUCGACUUGCUCAGGGAUGUCGCCACGAGGCUGGCCGCUGACGUGCCUGUGCCUGUCGACAGGCCGGGGCCACAGCCAGAAGGGCGAGAUGGCCACAUCGGCACCGCGGAAGGCACCGUGGCGAGGCGAGAGGAAUCGCCGGUGUUUGUCGGCAGGGUGGUGUGCCCGUCGCUUCGGUGUCAGCUGGGGCUGUCGGUGCGAGGAGACGAGGACGGCGGGCAGCAGCUGCUUGUCGUGGACCUCGCUGGCAGCCAACUCGAGUGGGACAGUGGGGCUGCAGACGCGCCAUCCUUCCACCGACGCAUCAAGGCCCAGGGAGCUCAGAUGAGGGUCGCCCUCGUCUCGUCGCCAUGGCAUCCGCCCUUCCCCCGCACCCCCUCCCCUGCCUCCCAGUUCACGGUCGUCUCCCUCGUGCAGCGCGGCGAAUCGACGGGCAUGGCACCGCUCUCCGUGGAGAUCUUCGUGCGCCCGUCCCUUGCGCCACCACCACAGCCCGACGAGCAUGCCGCCAUGCGCCAAUCCACCAGUCGCCUGAGGCCGCCGAGGGGCAGGGGGGCAUCUUCUCCGCGCAACACAGUGAGUGGCGGCAAGAGGCACUCGGCGCAGGACGGCCUUGGCGGCCACUGGGUGGACAUAGAGUACGGCCUCUCGCCCCUGGGGCCGCCCCAGCCCCCGCUGUCAGUGCGGCCCACUCGUCUGCCGCUGCCACCCACCGCUCUGAGGCACAAAGGGCGCACCACCAGGCGGACACCUCUCGGAAUCCCUUCUGGCGCGGCGCAUGGACAUGGCCUCACCUCGGCUGACGGCAGGCAGCAGAGCGCGGGUGCGAGAGCACCCGAUGGGACAUGUGCGGGAGGGGCUGGCGGCGUCAAGGAUGGCGAGUCGGGUUUGGACCUGGUGCGGCAUCGGGAUGUGGAGGUGGUGGUGUGGCUGCCGUCGGUGGAGGCCACCAUCGACGAGAGGGACACCCCUCUGCUGGUGCGGGUCAUGCACCGCUUCUGCCGCGAAUGGGGGGACGUGACUUCGGCCACCAGUGCGGUUCCCAGCCAGACCUCCUCCGAGACCUACCACACGGCCGUCUCCCACAGCCCAGCCACGCCCACCCCCACUCCCCCCUCCCUCGCCCGAUCCCCAUGCCCCACACCCGCCCCCUCAUCAGCCAUCGCAUCGCCCCGGGACGGUCCCCACCGACCCCUAAGCCCACUGCCCCAGCCGACGAUGGGCGUGCAAGUGUUGUGCGAGCAGCUGCUGCUCGACUGCGGCCGCACUGCGGACGGCGGAUGUGGUCCGCUCGCUGCCUUGCGGAUCAGUAAGGUGUGGGUGAGGGGCGUCCCGGGGGGGCUCGGGGCCACGGUGCAGCGGGCAGAGGUCGCCGUGCAGGGCGAGACGAUCCUUAGGUGUCUCCAUGGUGGGCAGGUGGGGUCUCACGGUGACGGCAGGGGCGACUCUGAUGACGGUCUCAUCCCUGUCAACCCGCUUUUUGCCGCUCUCGGGGCCAUUCACGGCUCGCACAUGGACCGAGCAGCAGACGCCAGCAGCAGCCUCGACGCGUGCGUCUUGUCGACCUGUCUCUCUUUUCCGUCCUCGACCCCCGGCGACCCCUGCCCGCCUCCCCCGCGCAUCAUCCUGUCGUCUGCCAAUCUCUCCCUCUGCGUCUCCCCUUCGCUCUCGCACUCCCUGCCCCCACUGGUCCGCUUUGCCACGGCCAUCGCGCACGGCUGCCAGCCACCACCACCACAGCUACACCCACAGACCCCCACAAGCGUCAAGGACGAGCAGGCACUACGAGGCAAGGAGAGGGAAGCCCCGAGAGGCGCCGUGGUUCGGCUGCGGCUGAGUAAGUCCCUUGUUUUGGUGCCGCGGUGGGGCAGGGACGAGCUGAGGGGCAUUGUCCAUCGGAUGAAGAAGCAGGACGACAUGGCUACACCUGCGCCGGCCACAGGCAGGUCUUGGCGGCGGCGAGACUGGUCGGUGGGGGUGUGGGUGGAGGAGGCUGGGGGAAUCGCCGACUGCGGCAAUGGUAGGGGGGGACCGGUGGCACAUCCAGAGGUCGUCAAGGCCACCAUCCGCGAGGCACACGUGUACCUCACCGACACGACAGCAGUGGUGCGGUCUUCCCUCUCGCUCCCUCCCACGGCCCCCCUCCCUCCCCUGACCCUCCCCUCUGCGCACUGCUCGCUGCCGCCCCACGCCCACCUGCAGACCUUAGGGUUCGCCCAUCUAGGCAGCGUCAUCGGCGCAUCGAGCAGAGGCUACGUGACGCGUCUUGACGGUGACGGUGACACUGAAGGUGACGGCCGUGUGGUGAUGGGUGUGGACGUGCGGGUGAGCACGGCCCAUGUGCACCUCUGCACCGACACGGCCCGGUCGCUGCUGUGGGUGGUGGCCGACCUCACCGAGACAUCCAAGAACGAGGCGCCUUCGUCACCCAAAUCUCGCCCCAUGCCACUCCCCCCCGCCUACCCCCUUGUGGAUGCCACCCCGCCCCCUCACGGCGAGGCUGGUGGUGCGAUUGCGUCUCACGCCCAGGUCGCAGCGAGGCCGGCCGUAUCGACGCCGCAGGCGUCCCCGCUGAGCCACGCCGACAGGCACAUGGUCGACCGCAACGUGUUGGAAGGGGUGGACCUUCACGCAUUCGCGCCAACGACUCACCAGAAGCAGAAGCAGCCCCCGACCACUGGCAAGAAGCAGAGGCGCCCACCCCUCCUGCCCACCCCUGAUGCCUGCUCCCUCCCCCAGGCAGAGCGACAAGCAGAGGCAAACCAUGGCGGGUCCCCGUCAAGGCGGGCUGCUGCAGCAAGACAUCAACUCGACCAGCAGCAGCAGCAGCCGAGAGGGGCUGUGAGGCGAGAGAACGACGCCGGGGGUCAGCUUAAGGCCUUGGGUAUGCGGGAGUGCGUGAUUGAGGACUAUGUGCGGUCUGCCGAGGCGGCCAACCGGUCCAUCUACUCGACGUGUGUCACAUAUGACGAGAGGGGCGCCGCUGGUGCAACGGAGAGGGAGAGGGAGAGGGAGAGGGUGGUCACGGGUGGGGGCGUUGGGGAGGAUGAGGUGACGCUGCUGCUCCUGUCGCCCGAGCAGGCGUCCAGGGGCAGAGUGCAGGCGCUGCAAAUGGAGGAAAAACAAGCCAGGCAGCAGGUGAGCUGUGAGCUGACUGCUGCAGUCCCAGGUGUAUUGAUGUAUGUGUAUGUCUGUUGGUUGAUGCAAUGCCUUGGGUGGGUUGUGUCUGUCGUGUGACGGAUGCAUGGACAAUAGGUGCAAGAGGCGAUAGAGGAACAGCUGCGCACCAGCUGCACCUUCACCGCCCGCCUACCCCCCGCCCACGCCCACGCCACCUUCCCCGACUUCCACAGUGUGGUGCCGUCCGCCACCUACCAGCACCAACAACCCCUCACUCCCGUCAGCGAGGCGCCCUGCCCCUCUGCUGAUACCAAUGGUGGCAGUGACCAUGACAGUGGCGGGAUCGAUGCCAACGCGCGGUGGUUUGUGGACCCGGCGGACGUGCGGAUUGUGGAUGGACACCUCGGGGGAGAGGGCGAGGGUUUGGACGGCUUCGAUGAAGCCAGUGAGCACGAGAGGCUCAAAAUAUGGUAUGCAAGCUGGCAGUGCAUUGGCGGGGGGCAAAGCGUGACACUGGUGGAGUGCAAUAAAUGUCAUAUUUGACCCUCUGUCUCUCUGUCUCUCUGUCUGUCUGUCUGUCUGUCUGUGUUGCGUAGGUACCCCCACGCGGACUGUGUGCUUCGGUGUCAGCUGACGUUCGAAUGCGACGAGGUCUCGGUGGCCUUCCACGGCGGCACCGACCUGCCCCCAUCACCCAAGACCGCACCCACCGAUCGCACCACACCGGGGUCAGCACAACCAACCACCAUCUCACAAGCAUAGUUCUGCCGAUCAAAUGCAUCAUGCACCAGCACCUACCUCUCAAUCUCUCCCUGUCUGUCCUUUGUCGUGCAGCCGCACAGACGAGAGUGUGUGCGUGCGUUUGGAGCACGUGCUGGGCCGGAUGUUCGGCUUUGACGCCGACAGGAGGGGUGUUGGGGGGGCCGGCGGGGACGGUGAGUCGCUUUCGGCCCUCUACAGGCGGCGCUGGAUGUGGAACGUCCGGGUCAGCGAAUGAAUGAGAAAGGACACUGAGGCGUGAUGGGGUCGAUGUAUGUAUUUGUGGCUGCCUGCAUUCGUUGGUUGGUUCUUCAGGAGGUGGGCGUCCAGGACUGUGUGAGCAGUUCUGUCUUCCAGUACGUCCUCUGCUACUUGGAUGACGGCGCGCACAGGCUGCCCCACGCCACCACCACCAGCCCCACCAGCCCCGGCCCCACCACAGGGCCGUCGGUGGACAUGGUGUCGGUGGUGCUUGACGAGCUGGUGGUGCUGAGCAGCCACACCUCCUCUGACAGCGGCUGGUGUCCCAACGAGUACCGUGUGGACGUCCGCGUGAUGCCUCUGCGCGUCACCAUCGACCAGGACACCCUCGAGUUCAUCGCCGCCUUCCUCGAGCACGUCAGGAUGCCAGAAAUCGUCGAGAAGAGGGCGUCUGCGGGCCAGGAGUCCAGGCCCGAUGACGGCGACGAGCAGAGACCCAGCAGGACAGCCUCUGAGGAGUUGGGGAGUGGGGGCGGGUCGUCGCCUACCAGCGCUGCGGCUGCUGGUGCUGGUGCUUCUGUGCUGUCGUCCCCCCUGCCAGUAUUCAUCCAGCACUUUUUCAUGGAUGCACUCCUCAUCUCUGUCGACUACCGGUGAGCUGAGCACAUGGCCGUCCGUACCACUCUGUGUGGAGAGAUAGAUGUCCAUGUCUGUGUGUUUGUUGGUGUGCACAUCCUCAGGUCCAAGCGUGUGAGUCUGUCUGCGCUGCGUCGGGGAGAGUGGUACGAGUUGCUGAAUGUGCUGCCCCUGCUGGAGGGGCUGGAGGUCGCCUUCGGCCGUGUCACGCUGAGGGGCAUCUCGGGGCUCACGCACCUCGGCGACCAGCUGGCCAUGCACUGGAUGAAAGACAUUGACAGGUGCACACAGUAAAAAAACAGCACAGACACAACCGACCCAGCCUUUCAAUCCCUUAUGCUCCCUGUCUGUCUGUCUGCAUGUCGUCAGGUCUCAGGUGCUCCGUUGUCUGUCCGGCAUAACGCCCAUCCGUUCGCUCGUCAACAUCGGGGGCGGCAUCGCCGAUCUUUUCCGCACACCCAUACAGCACAUGCUCGACACGCAACAGGCGCCACCGCAACAAGUCGGUCCCAUCGCAGCCACGGUGCACGGCGAGGGCCCCGGGAUGGGCGACGCGCGCUUCUCGCGCAACUUGCUCAGGGGCGCCACGGCUUUUCUCAAACACAUCACAGUCGAGACCAUGUACGCCACACAGACAAACAGACAGACAGACAGACAGACAGAGACUGCGCGUGCCGUCUUAUGUAUGUUUGUGUGUUUGUUUGUUUGGCACCCACCCACUGCCCUCCCUCAGCAAUUUGACGGAGAAGGUUGUGGUGGGGACGCAGUACGUGCUGGAGACGGUCGACAGGCAGGUGGCUCUCCCCAAUGUCCCCGCGUACCCCUCAUCCCGGUUCCGACUCCCGACGGACGCAGUCGACCCUCGCGCGCUACCUGACGCCACACAACACACGCCCGGUAAGCGAAGCGGGACACCCACAGUAUGACCGACAAAGCGCGCCAAUGGCUUGUCGAUGAAUGGAUGGAAAUGUGUGAUGGUGUCGCCUGCAGAGGAUGGUGACCGUUCCCCCGAGGAUGAAGGCGUGUCCCCUCUUGCUCACCCAGCCCCUCCUUCUGCCGCCCCUCAAGUGGAGCCAGCUGAGAGUGAGCAGCAGGAGGUGUGUGGCGGGUCGGAGGGUUGGCGGUCGUCUUCGAUGAACUGGACGGCGGUGGACAUCGGUGCGGGGGGCGCCUUCUACCAACCCACAACCAUGAGGGAGGGACUGGUGGAACACGCAUGGCAAAACAUCGCCAGAGGGGUCAGACACACACACAUCGACAUGCAGACAGACACUCUUCUGUUGUGUUCUGUUCUGGUGUGAUGGGUCAGGUUCGCUCUGCCGCCGACGUGGCCGUCACUGUGCCUUUAUUGGAACUGCACAGGUGCGCAUGCAAAUUCAUUUCAACACGCCGGCAGUAUGUAUGUAUUAUCGACGAUCAUAUUGUGAGAUGUCUGCUUGCAGGAGCGGUCCGAGCGUCGAGGCGAUGGAGGGGCUGGUGCGGGGCAUCCCGCUGUGCAUCCUCCGGCCCGUCAUCGGGGCGACAGAGGCAAUCGCAUCCACACUGCAGGCAAGUCAACACUCAACACGUGCACACACAUGUGUGUGACACACGACACAUGCUCUAAUAACGACGCGUCUUAUCGGUGGCUUUGUGCGUGUGUAUGUCAGGGUGUGCGCAACGAGCUGGAUCCGCGUAUACGGCGUGACAGGAUGCGCAAGUACAAGGGCCCCUCUCUGAAGGAGCCGCCCAGAUGAUUCAGUUGAUGGACGAAUGGCGGUCCUGAUAUCCAUGUCGUGGUGCGUGCGGUGCGUGUCUGCAUGGGUGCCUGGUAGAUGGGCCAGUCAGUGGUGGGGCGCAGGGAAGUUUCGCAGCGAGGUACGUGCACGUUCUUUUUUCAGAUGAUGCCUUUGUUCACAUCCAUCCAUGUGCCGUCGUCAAGUCAUGUUUUGGUGCACGCGAGUUUGGGUCGUGGGUCUUCGUGUGUGGGUGGUUGUUGCGUUGUGUUGUGUUGUGUCGUGUCGAUCCAUGUAGCGGUUUUCAUUGGCCGUCGUGUGUGUGUGUGUGUGUGGUCGUGGCGUUGGGAGCUUGGGGCAUUAAUGUGGUUGGGCUGGCAGGUGCGUGCCUGCACUGUACCAUAUAGCCAUACUAUGAUGUAGCCUGGGAUGCACGCAGCCACUGUGUGCCCGUGUGCUGUGCAUGUGUAUGCUAUGCUAUUCUCUCUGCCUUUUGCAAAUCGAGCCAGCUCUCUCCACCGACCCCACCCACUCUACCCAUCCCACUCUACCCAGCGAGGCAGCCAUCCUACUCACUCACUCCUCGCUUGCGAUCCUUUCUGUUAUCACCCGAUAUCCCCUGGCUGACCGGCGGAUCACAUCACCGCAUUGCAUUCAGGCACUCUGAAGGAAGCCAUCCUCUAAUCUAUUUUGUAUGUGUAUCCAUCACAUCAGUGAGUGUCUCAGCUGCUGUAUUGUAUAGAUAGCAUCCCCCACAUCCCACACCACUCCACCCCUUCCCCCGGUUUACUCCAUUCCCCCCCGUCUCUCUCUCGGUCUAUCUGUCUCUCUGUUUGUCUGUCCGUCUGUUUCAUGAUGUAUCCAAUGGGGUCGAGCCACUCGCUCUCCCAACGCACUUUCUGUGUGCCGUGCGGUGCUGCCUCAGGCAGCGCAGCGCAAUGCAAGGCACUCGCCACAUGCACUUUGGGCACACUAUAGUGGUCGAUCGCACAUAUCCCCCUCAGAGCUUUGCUUUCUUCUCCCUUUCUCUCCUUUUUCUGCUCAUUUCUGCAUGUGUGCAUGACGGCGUCAAACCUGUGCAUGUGUGUGUGCGCUUUUACGAGAUCCUUCCCUUCGCUCGAAGACGUACGAAUGUAUGCCUCUUCAGUGAAUCCCUUCCUGUUGUGCCCUCUCAACGCACGCUGGGACAACCCAUGGAGAACCGCAGAGAUGGCGCGAUUUAUUUCAUG